CUCACAUUCACACUCACUCACUCACUACUAAAAAUUUUACACCCAAAUUAAAACAACCCUUUCUGUCUUUUGUAGCCCUAAAAAAUGGCUUCAAUGGCAUCAGCUGCCCUUUCUUCCAAGCUAAACAAGCCAGCUUUCCUAGACUCACCCAUCUAUGGCACCCCUUUAACCACACCCAUCAACAAAACCAUCUCAUACAAGCAACAACCGUCCAAAUCUUCCAUCUCGAUGUCGGCCGCCCCGGCCCCUCCCCCGUACGACCUUAACAACUACAAAUUCGACCCGAUCCGUGAGUCAAUCGUGUCUCGGGAAAUGACCCGGCGUUACAUGACCGACAUGAUCACGUACGCCGAUACCGACGUGGUCGUGAUCGGGGCCGGGUCAGCCGGGCUUAGCUGUGCUUACGAGCUCAGCAAGAACCCGGACAUCAACGUCGCCCUUAUCGAACAGUCGGUUAGCCCUGGCGGAGGAGCAUGGCUCGGUGGCCAGCUCUUCUCCGCCAUGGUUGUCCGUAAACCGGCUCAUCGUUUCCUCGAUGAGCUCGGUAUCGAAUACGAUGAGCAGGACAACUACGUUGUCAUCAAACACGCUGCUCUAUUCACUUCCACCAUCAUGUCUAAGCUCUUGGCUAGACCCAAUGUCAAGCUCUUCAAUGCCGUGGCUGCCGAGGACUUGAUCGUGAAAUCGGGCCGUGUCGCGGGUGUUGUUACUAACUGGGCCUUAGUGUCCAUGAACCACAACACCCAGAGUUGUAUGGACCCGAAUGUCAUGGAGGCUAAAAUUGUGGUUAGCUCAUGUGGUCACGACGGUCCAUUCGGCGCCACGGGUGUGAAAAGGUUACAAGACAUUGGUAUGAUCAAGACUGUUCCUGGGAUGAGUGCCUUGGACAUGAACUCGGCCGAGGAUGCUAUUGUGAGAUUGACUAGGGAAGUUGUUCCUGGUAUGAUUGUUACUGGUAUGGAGGUUGCUGAGAUUGAUGGUGCUCCUCGAAUGGGUCCAACUUUUGGGGCUAUGAUGAUAUCAGGACAAAAGGCAGCCCACUUAGCACUAAGAGCAUUGGGCCUAGACAACGCUCUUGAUGGGCCAGCAACCGAGAAGCUACAGCCCGAGUUUACAUUGGCUUCUGCUGAAUCUUCUGAUGUUGUUGAUGCUUAAAAUCUUGAAGCCCAGCCCAUUCCGGCCCAUAUUAUGCCUAAUGUUAUGAGAGGGUGAAAUUAAGCCUGUGUAAUAAUAUAGGUGUUGUGAGCCAAGAGCUCUAACUCAACCCCUUUGGUCAUUUUGUGUGUUUGGUCAAAAUUUGGGUGUGUUGUACAUGCAACUUCCUGUAGAACCUUUGGUUAUUUCAUAAAUAGUACUCCGUAGUUUUUGGUUCACUUUAAGACCUAAAGCCGAGCAAUCGGUCAUGAUCUAUGCUUUGGUUCAGCUCAACUAGUGUUGCGUGACACACGAUGAACUGAUCGUGUUGGCAAUCCACUGUUUUACCAUGUCAAUUGUGUACUUACGAAGAUUUCUUGUAUGUGUACAACAUCAAUUGUGUACCUACGAAGAUUUGUCCUAUAUAUAUGCAUAUUAUUUCA
This is a messenger RNA of Chenopodium quinoa (quinoa), 1577 nucleotides long. RefSeq names its product thiamine thiazole synthase, chloroplastic-like. NCBI's taxonomy places the organism in Eukaryota, Viridiplantae, Streptophyta, Magnoliopsida, Caryophyllales, Amaranthaceae. The record is from RefSeq and is a predicted model, not a curated record. Gene Ontology annotation, biological process: thiamine biosynthetic process. The transcript is spliced from 2 exons. The coding region runs from base 85 to 1155 and encodes 356 amino acids.